Molecule: messenger RNA, 1137 nt
Organism: Gregarina niphandrodes
Lineage: Eukaryota; Apicomplexa; Conoidasida; Eugregarinorida; Gregarinidae
Product: putative protein phosphatase methylesterase 1
Exons: 1
Coding region: 1-1137 (378 amino acids)
Biological process (GO): protein demethylation
Molecular function (GO): protein methylesterase activity
Source: RefSeq, a predicted model, not a curated record
AUGCUGCCUCCAGCGCCUCGAUUCUGGGCCGCAAGAUCCGCGGAAAUCGAUCCCAAAAUGAAUUUAAGCUUAGAUGAAGACACAGUACAAGUUAAUGAUUUGAGUAUACAUUAUUAUUCGGUGCAGAAAGAAAAUACGCCGCCCGGUGCGUCGGUUACAGAUGCAAUCGAUCCCCUUGUUAUACCUGUCUGUAACUCGGGCCCGUCUGGGGCAGCUGGAAAAUGUUACGAUGAUAUCGCAAUCCUAAUUCAUGGCGCGGGACAUUGCGGAAUGAGCUAUGCUUUGUUGGCGGAUUUGCUUCGAUCGCAUUUCACCGUGGUUGCUCCUGACCUCCGCGGCCAUGGCAAAACAUGGAGAGGCAUAGAUGAAGAUUUGUCUGUUGAAACUUUGGUAGAUGAUUUGGUGUGCUUCGUGAAAACGUAUCUCGUGAUGAAGGGCAAAUCCACUAGCCGCGUUCUACUGGUUGGACAUAGCAUGGGCGGUGCGGUUGUGGUAAAGGCAGCACGAGAGCUGCUGGACCAAAAGAUAUUACAUUGUUUGCGAUUCUUUACGAAGCCCCCAACUCAGGACGAUACAAACCCGGAAGGUACGAGUCAGAAGUCAUCUAUGAGUUCAAAGACCGCUGUCAGUCCGGUUAAUUACCUCAAUGGGGUUGUGUUAUUGGAUGUGUGCGAAGAGGUUGCUCUGGCUGCUCUUCCGAGUUCCAAACGUUUUGCGGAAAUGAUUCCCGCAGAAUUUGCCUCCGAACAGGAAGCGAUAGAAUGGACAAGUCACCAUCUAGUUCGGAAUCACACCUCCGCUACGUUGAGCACCCCACCUCAACUGUAUCGAGAUCACGAUUGUUUUCGCUGGAAAGUUAAGUUGCUCAAUACGCAGCGAUGGUGGCCUGGAUGGUUCCAAAAUAUGGACAAAAUACUCAUGCAGUUACCUUGUCCUACUAAGGUAGUCAUUGUCGCAGGCAUAGACAAUAUUGGGAAUGAUAUCGUUGUCGCGCAAAUGAGUGGAAAGCUCCAGCUUGAAGUCAUCCCCAAAUCAGGACAUAUUAUUCAUGAGGACCAAGCCAAAGAGGUCGCCGAAAAACUCAUCAGUUUACUACUCCGGCAACACAAAAUGGAAUCUGUUGUGCUAUCCCACUGA